Messenger RNA from Pseudomyrmex gracilis, 956 nucleotides. Its product is annotated as protein THEM6. The transcript is spliced from 3 exons. Bases 107 to 703 code for a protein of 198 amino acids. The record is from RefSeq and is a predicted model, not a curated record. Lineage: Eukaryota; Metazoa; Arthropoda; Insecta; Hymenoptera; Formicidae.
AAUUGCGGUCAGUGUUCCGUCAGCCGUAGAGAAGCGCGCAUCGUUCAGUCUAGUUCAUAUACCAAGGAAAGACGUUAGAAGACGUUAGAAGUAGAAGAAACCGACAAUGUUGUGCUUCUGCAGCGUGGCGACAAUCGCUAUUCUUUAUUUUUUCUUCGAUCUGAACUAUUACGCGAGAAUUAUUUUUACUAUCAUGUGGGGUAGACUCUUUGAGAAAAAAAAGAAGAUUCUUGAUACGACUACGAUUUACAGUAUAUGUUUCACUCAAGACAUUGACUUGGUCUUAAAGCAUAUGAAUAACGCGAGGUAUUUGCGCGAGUUGGAUUUUGCGCGUUUUUAUCAUUACGAUAGAUCAGGACUAUUCACAAAAAUCACAAAAAAAGGCGGUAGUGCUGUUCAAGGUGCUAGUAGUAUACGGUAUCGUCGAGCACUUUCUGUCUUCACGCCGUUCAAAAUUACCACAAAGGUUAUUUAUUGGGAAGACAAACAUCUAUAUCUAGAGCAUCAAUUUAUUAGUCUCUCGGAUAAUUUUAUUCGCGCAGUUGCAUUAAGCAAACAAACACUAACUGAACUAAAGAUACCAAUAAACGAUAUAAUAACCGAAAUCGAACCGGACAUUCGUAGGCCAGAACUCACUAAAGAACUUCAAUUAUGGCUAAACUGUAUGGAAGAAUCGUCGCAAAAUCUAAAAAAACAGAGAUAAGAAAAGAUCUAAAACAUUAAAAUUGCAAUAUUUGCACAUAGUGUAAGUCAUGAUAUAAUUAUAAGUAUACGUUAUAUAUAUGUAUACAAUAUGUACUUAUACCAAAAUUAUUAAAUAGCAAUAGCAUUUUAGCAAUUUUAUUUUUACAUUUGUUAUUUAUAUAGUUUAAAAAUGGUUUUUUUAUUGUUGGAUUUCUAUGUUACACGAUAUUCUGUUACAUGUACAAAAUCAAAUAAUAAAAUAAAAUAUAUUU